UUCAGCUGUGCCCUGCAGUUGUUCAAAAUUUUACUUACUUUUACUUACUGAUUUGCCGAUGUAUUUGUAAACACCGAUGCUUUAAAAAGAAGAGUUGAAAUCAGUGCUAUUUCUCUCUACCUCUUUCCGCCAUAUUGUGCUUCCACACAAAACAAAGACAGGGCACGCCAUGCCUUCCUCAAACUCAUUGGUUACACUGCUCAAUGCUGUUCUUGCAAUCUUCGUGGCUGUGAUGUUUUUUAUACCUGUUUACAUUGCGUUUUCUGGGUUACACGAGAGCGCAGACGAAGACGCAGUCUUCUCACCAGAAACAAUAGUGUUGACUCCAGAAGAAACUCAUACCUGUCUUGACCCACCUUACGUUUCGCCGACGAAUGACAGACCAAACAACCAGGAGGAAGAACAAAGAUUAAUAGCUGCUUUGACAAACCUGCAGACGAAGUGUGAUCAUCUUGUAUUGCCUGGAUCACCUAAUCACGCACUGACAACGAAUCAUGAAGAUCUGCGAUGGAAUUCGUACGUUUGUAUCGGAGGAAAAACAGGCCUGACAAAGAAUAAUUGUUUGAUCUAUUCUUUUGGCAUCAAACACUUGUGGGAGAAGUUUCCAAGCAAAGUGGAAAUGGACCUCGGCUGUCAAGUAUUCGGAUUUGACCCAGGUCUCGACUAUAUUGACCAUUACCGCACGGCGAAAGUGCGGUUUUUUAACGCGAGAUUGUACGACAAGGAUCAACAAGCGCAAUACCGAAUAUCGGGUCCACCUGGUUGGAAAUAUCGAACAUUUUUAACGUUAAUCAAAGAACUACAUUUCAGUGACGAACCAAUCGAUCACGUUCGUCUUGAUAUAACAGCAGACCUGUGGCAAGGGAUAUCCACAAUGCUUAAGGAUGGCAGCCUGUUAACCUACGCCAAACAGCUCAGCUUUGAAUACGACUUGAAUAAGAAGAAUGUCACACAAAACAGAGAGAUAUUUACCAUCACACAAUGGUUAAACAAACAAGGAUUUCUAUUGGCUCACAGCCAGCCAACCAAACUCAGCGGUAAAUCCUAUUCAGUGGUUUAUGUCAACACGAAAAUGAACGAUGCACGAUGAGAAGUCCAACCCAUAGAAAAUGGUAGUUAUUAUACAUUUAUAUACUUGUCGAAAAUAAGCAAAAUAAAAAAUAUACACAGCAUUCAGCAAGAUGAAUCUGAUCUUGUAAACAUUAGGGCUACGUUUACACGAUGUCUGACGAUUUGGGAACGUUCCGAAAUUCGUCCUUUUUCGCCUGUUUACACGGAACCAUGCAAAUUCUGGUCCUUUUUUGUCGAGUGUUUACACAGUACAUCAAGGCUAAUUUUGCUAUUGGUUAUAGGUUAUACUUCAUGUAAAAAUACAAUAUGAGCAUCGUCCUGUUUAGAAAUUUCAAAUUUAUAGUCUGUUCCGUGUUUCUCGUGUCCGAACGAAAAGACGAAAAGGACGAACCGGUUCCAAAUUCGUCCGGUGCGAUGUAUACGGGGCCUGGAUAACAAAUACGUCCGGAAAUGAAUGUGCAUUUAGCUAUUUUUUAAGCCCCAUGCAGACGGGUAAGUUUUCAUUGACAAGUUUUCUUGACACGAACAAGUUUUCGUUGACAAACACGGCAAGAAUUGGCAAACACGGGCCUUCGUUACUCUCUGCUGAUGUUUUUUAAACCUCUUAUAACUACAUUUUGCGUAGUUAAAUCGUAGUUAAGUCAGAAACAAAUGACUCUGAUUGGUCAAUUCUGUCACUAACUAUAGUUAAAAGUUAACUACGUUUUUAUACAACCGGCCCCUGCAUGGUACUAUGCAAAAUUAUGCCCCGUACAGACGGGCAAGUUUCCUUCGACAAGUUUUCGUUGACAAGUUUUAUUUGCUCGUGUGUACGCGAAAAAAUUGACAAGUUUUCUUUGACAAGGAGCUUUGUUCAAAAGCUAGUCAUGCCAGCUUUUCAACAAGGAAAAAUGGCCGUCAAAGAAAAACUUGACAAGUAAUUGCGCAAGCAGCAACAAUCUACGACUUCGAGCCAAUCGAACGAGUUUUAUCAUUUCUGUUUGUUUUGACUGAGAUUCGGUCGUAUACUCAUAUUAUCAUGCCUCAUAUUAUCGUAAAAUAUAAUCAUAUCAUCGUAAAAUAUACUCAUAUUAUCGUAAAAUAUACUCAUAUU
Molecule: messenger RNA, 2164 nt
Organism: Dendronephthya gigantea
Lineage: Eukaryota; Metazoa; Cnidaria; Anthozoa; Malacalcyonacea; Nephtheidae
Exons: 7
Coding region: 170-1090 (306 amino acids)
Source: RefSeq, a predicted model, not a curated record